Molecule: messenger RNA, 1583 nt
Organism: Melitaea cinxia (Glanville fritillary)
Lineage: Eukaryota; Metazoa; Arthropoda; Insecta; Lepidoptera; Nymphalidae
Product: calmodulin
Exons: 4
Coding region: 288-737 (149 amino acids)
Molecular function (GO): enzyme regulator activity; calcium ion binding
Source: RefSeq, a predicted model, not a curated record
GUGCCGUGCGUCCCGAGACAUGGACUACGUUCGUAACGUGCAUUGAAUCGAAACGUAGACGAGACCGAGUGAGAAUCGAGAACGGUCAUGAGAGUGCGGUUAUUCGAUUGAACGAUUCCGAACGAUUCGCGCGGCGCACGGAGUGUAUCGCGGUCGCGAGUUUCUCGGCGCCACCGCUCGCGCGAGUGAGGGCGGCAGUAUCGUUUCAAACGUCGGUCCGUGCGGUCGCUUUAGCGGCGUAGUCUGUGAUUUUUAGUGUAGCUCCGGAUAAUCCAAGUUAAUCUACAAUGGCGGAUCAACUGACGGAAGAACAAAUCGCAGAGUUCAAGGAGGCGUUUUCACUGUUCGAUAAAGACGGCGAUGGCACCAUCACCACCAAAGAACUGGGCACCGUGAUGCGCUCGCUAGGACAAAACCCCACAGAAGCUGAACUGCAAGACAUGAUCAAUGAAGUCGAUGCGGACGGCAACGGCACGAUAGACUUCCCCGAAUUCCUCACAAUGAUGGCGCGCAAGAUGAAAGACACAGACAGCGAGGAGGAGAUCCGCGAGGCCUUCCGCGUGUUCGAUAAGGACGGUAACGGGUUCAUAUCCGCGGCCGAGCUGCGCCACGUGAUGACCAACCUCGGCGAGAAGUUAACUGACGAGGAGGUCGAUGAAAUGAUCCGCGAGGCCGAUAUCGACGGCGACGGUCAGGUCAAUUAUGAAGAAUUCGUCACCAUGAUGACGUCGAAGUGAGCCGCCGGCUAGUGUGUGUGUAUAAAGCAGAGAAUUUUAAUAUACGUUUUGUUUCAUGACACACAAUAUUACCAUCGUAUUGGACCUGCAUUUCUCUAGUGUUUGCGAUAAAUUAAUAUUGUCAUCGUUUAAGUUAAAUGGUAUAUAUGCCGGUGGGCGCGGGCGCGGCGCGCGUCCGCCCCCUCCCUAUUUAGACUUUAAAGUAUUCCGUUAAUUUUACUAUGUAAGGAAGAAAACUUCAAGUGUAGCGGUACAAAGGCGAAACGAGUAGGUGUGCGUCGCGUUGUGGUGGAUAUCGGUCCGCGAGUGUCGCGAGUGCCGCGCGCCGUCGCGUGCCGCUGGCGUGCCGGUCGCGUGCCGGUCGCGUGCCGGUCGCGUGCCGGUCGCGUGCCGGCCGCGCGCCGGCCGCGUGUCGCGCGAGUGUCGUGUGCGGUGCCGCGGGCGCAGUGCUAACUCCGCAUCUUUCCGAUACAUUUAAAUGUAAAUUUUUUUCAAGUAUGAGAUAUUUAUAAAGUACGUGAAGAUUAAAAGUUUAAAAAACCCAAAAAAAAAAACAUACCGUGGCCGUAGCACGGCGGGACACACCGCCCUGUACAUUAAUGAUCGUAAUAAAUGUUUAAAUUUAACUAACUCUGUAAACGAAUAAAUUAGAUUUAUUGGUAAUGCAUUAAUUGUAUCUGUAAAUGACUUGAUAAAUAUUAUAUUUCUAUUGUUGGUGAAACUAAUUCUAUCGAAUGGAAUGUACUCCGCUCUGUUAUUCUCUUACCACAUUUGAUUCAUUCUGUUAUUAAAUUUUACAAAAAGACAUACUGAAAAUAAAUGUUUCUUCAUUUUUAGGUCAAUAAG